AAAAUAGAUUUUAGAUUAAUAUUUCCAGCUACUUUUCUUAGUAUUCUGUUUAUUUAUUUUCAGAACAUAUCUGAUCUAACUUUUUUAAAUAUUAUUUCUUUAUCAAGUUAUUAUUAUCACAGAUACCCAGUGGCUCCGUACUGUUCUAGUUAUUAUUAUAGUAUUAAUAUUCCUAGAAUCAUAUACUCUGGUUACUUAUUUUAUCUUUAUUUAUCAGCUAAUAUCAAAGUCUUGGAAUAUUAUACUUCCAGGAAAAUAUAUUAA
Messenger RNA from Aspergillus neoniger CBS 115656, 264 nucleotides. RefSeq lists its product as uncharacterized. The transcript has a single exon. Lineage: Eukaryota; Fungi; Ascomycota; Eurotiomycetes; Eurotiales; Aspergillaceae. The annotation marks the transcript as partial. The record is from RefSeq and is a predicted model, not a curated record.